Molecule: messenger RNA, 4068 nt
Organism: Bactrocera oleae (olive fruit fly)
Lineage: Eukaryota; Metazoa; Arthropoda; Insecta; Diptera; Tephritidae
Product: mucin-12
Source: RefSeq, a predicted model, not a curated record
GCGGACAGUUGGCUUGUUAGUUGUGUUCGUGCCGUGGUGUUGUUGAGAACGUUUUCAUGUCCGUGCUGUGCGCCGUCUUGCGUGUUUAUGCGUUUUGUGCGUAAUGUUGUUGUUUAACAUCCACUAUAUAUAUAUAAGUAAAAUUUAAAUAAAAAUUCUCAACACAACAAUACAUAACUUUUGAGUAAAAAGGAGGACCAAGCAUCACAUACCUACAUGAAGCUAAUGUUGAAACGCCUUAGUAACCGUUACCGGCAGCUAAUUCAAAAUGAAUGCGAAUAAUCGAGUGUUUAUUUACUGUGUAUAUAAGAAAAAGUGAUCAACUCUCAUGCUGAACCCGGAUAUUUAUCAUUAAUAUGUGCUCUUAAUUAUUUUGCAAAAAGUUUAUUCAAAGUUGCGCAAUCGGCUGUGUUAUGUGCAUUAUUUAGGCGAUAUGAAGAUAUCGCUGAAAUGCUCUCCAAGGAUCUCAAAUCAAAAAAAUUUAUUAUAUAUGUAUGUAUAUCCUUUUAUGAAUGUGAAUAAAUGUGUUUCCGAAACGGCUUUAAGAAACCUUUGAAACAACGACAAAAUUCGUGAGUGAACGUGAUUCAAUGUUAUUCAAACGAAAUUUGAAAAGAGUGAAAGUUGAAGUCACAUGCUGACUUAAAUAUCGAACAAAGUUCAAUAUACCAAUGUGUGAUAGCCGUGGAUCACCUGUGAUUUUCCUCCAGCAAUCAUGAGUGAUACCGGUGAUCGCGAUCCGCCGGGUAAAACACCACCCGAAAUAGCUAGCAACGGUAAGCCGCAAAGUGGUGAAACGCAAGACUCGUCUCGACAAUAUCAACGGCGACCGCAAGCCGCUAACCCUCCUACUGCGACUGUACUGCCACCGCAACCGCACGAGCUGACCGCUGAGUGGACGGUUCGUGCGCAACUAACAUUUGCUCGAGCCGGCGAAAAAGUGCAGCGCGAAUUUAGCUCAAACGAUCCAGUAAAUCCUGUGCGUGUGGUGUACAAAUGGUCUGCAUUUGACUCACCACUACCGCCGGACGUUGAUGACGACGCCGACGUUGACCUCUUGGACGAUUCUUCGUCUUCAACUUUGCACAAGCGAAACUCAUUUGCCAGUCGUGGAUCACGUCAAUCUACACCGCUAAAGACCACACAACACACCCGUCGUUGGCAGCAACAGGCGCACGAAAGUUUUCGUUCGACCACCUCAUCAACCAAUGCUGACCCAGGUGGAGGCGAUUCGGCGUUCAGCGGCUCGAAUACUUCUAAACAACGUCAACGACCUUACCAGCGGCAAACUCCAACCGCAAGCGCUAGUGGUCCGAAUACAAUGGGCGCUAUUUACGGGACGCGCUGCCGCAGUACGUGCAACAUUGUCGUCUCAGCCGUUGCAGAUUUUCUACCCACAAAUCAUGAAACUAGUGAUGGCGUGACAUCCACCCAAACAACGGCAAAUAAAGACUUCAUGAUGAGCAGUGGGGGCGGAUUAGGAGGUGCGACGACACAUGUCAAAGCAUCAGCGACAGACUUUAUACCGGAAGAAGAAGCCGAUCCGUUUGUAUUCAAUACAACGGCGUCGUACACUGUUUUACCUCAAGCGUCCAUCGAUUCUACCAUAUCCACUGGGUCGAAGAAUUUCACCACAAUCGGUAAAGUACUGGCCCUUCGUGACGCUUUCUCACAGACAAGCGAUACGGAGACAAAAUAUUUUGAAGAGCGUGAACGUGAAUACGAACGUCGCCGGUAUGCUAAUAGCCGUAGUCCGAUCGAUCGUCGAAUAGGACAGCAUCAACAGAAGGAACGAAAGUCAUAUGAACAGCGUCGUGCCACCACAGAAGGUUUACUUCUAUCUCCUAGUGGUCAUUCUGGCGGCGGUGAUUCCUAUGUAGACGAGGCAAACUCAUUUAUGCCUUCGUUUUUAACAUCCCCAUCGCAUACAUUCAAAUCUGCCUCUAUGCCGCGUAUACCAACAAUGCCAGAACAGACACGAUCCCAACAGGAGCAACAACAACAAACACUUGCCUCCAAGCAAAAGUCAAAUUCAAGUGAACCACUGAAGAAACCGCGAACGGUACACAUUGAUGUCUAUUGCACAGGAUCUGAAGAUGAAGAAGAGGAAGAGGAGGGAGCUGAAGGAGAAGAUGAGGGCGAUCAUGCCGAUGCCGAGGCAUCCGCUAGCUCUAAUGAAGACGAUGAGAAUGCAAGUAAACGUUAUGACUUGGAAUCAAAUUCCACACCACAAACCGUUUUUGACAACGAACAGCUGUUGCUCAAGCACAGGCGCAUUACGGGACAAAUCCUGCCACGUCGCUUACAACAACCAUCAACACGCGCCGAUCCCCAAACCACGAAAGUUCCGAAAACGGAAAACACAGGUGACUUGGAUCUUGGACAUGCCAUAACCAAGUCCAGCACUGCUGAAGAGGUAUCCGAAUCCAAGCAAUUACUAUUUCGAAAGCACAUUGGCGAUCAACGUGCCGCCAAAUUGGCAGUGCUACGUCAAAAGUAUAUGCGUCAGCCCAGUGACGAUGCCAUCAGCUCAAACUAUCCCAACUCAUCGCGUUCGACGGUGCGCGACGCCACGUGUAGUAGCAUUGCUUCGAGCGUAGUCACCUCAUCCCAAACUGAAUAUCCAGACUCCCCAUGGAAGGACACUGAGGACCAAGAAGAAAUAUACUCACUUGCGAAGUCGGACAGUUUUGAAUAUGAAAACACCACCGAUCGGUUGCGCAUAAAGCAGAUGGAACGCUUCUGGUCGCGCACAUCCUCUAUGGAUGAGCCAAGCGGUCAAGGUCAAAUGUUAUCAGGCUCUCCAGUACGUGGUCAUAUGCACGGAGCUUUCUUACAACCCAUAUCGGAAGUUAGCUCACAACGGAACUCACCAUUUAAGACGCCCCUUACACGCUAUGACCCUUUGCCUUCCGAUUCUGAAAUGUUUUCGGAAACAUCUGACAUUUACUAUACAUAUCCUGGCGCAACUGCAACAACCACUACCCUGCAUUCUUCGCCUGCGUACCUGCAGCAAACAUCACAUUUUCCUCGCAAUCGUCCCGGGUUUUUGCAGUUUUUCGGCCCAUCUACCUCACCGAAUCUACAACAACAAACACGUGUUUCGUCCCAGUCGCCAAACACUGCACGCGAGGUGACAUCACCACCGCACGCCCAUUUGCUGUACACAGGUUAUCAACCUUACCUACAGCGUUGGAAAAGCGAGACGCGUGAUAAUCUCUCCACACAGGACACCUCGUCGCCUGCAGAUCACAGUAGCUGUGCUGGAUCACCGCCGCUAACGUCACGACAAAUUUCGCCAGCAUUUCAAAGAAGUGGCAGUGAGGCUCCGCCAACAACAUCUUCAGCGGCGACAUUCCAGCAGUCGCCAAUGAUUGCGCGACGUUUCGAAAUGAAACACGAAAGCUCUGCAAUAAGCGAAGCGUCUACAACCCACUCUGGCUACACGCCAGAGCACUUGUUAAAGGCGAAGAAAUUCGGAACGGUAGUAAGUGCAGCGCGUAAGCCGGGUCAUCAUGUGGGACCAACAAAGAAUCCGAGUUGUGCUUGUGAGAGCUGUCAGCGUUGGCUUGCCGAACGUUUUCAGGUACGCGGACGUGCUUUCUCUUUGGGAGAGCGUCCUAUACUGCGGCGUCCCACUUGAGGGAGUGGAUAUCAUAAAUUAAGAAUGAAUGCUCACUGCCAUAUAUUUAAUUAAGGUUUAGUCUUAACGGAACUUCAAACCCAAUAUUAAAUUGCAUUUAUGUUACAUAAAUGAUUAAAAAAAAACAUAACGAUUAGGUGUCAAUGUAAUGCUGAUUAAUCGUAAAAUGGUUAAGCAGUUUUCAAGCACAUUUCAACCUCAAUACAUACCAAAAUGAACUUUCAUAGAAUCCGAAAUACUUAAUACUCAUUUAUGUACCGAUUGUUUGUACCUAUAACUUAAAGUGAAUUACGUGUAAAACUAAUAUUUGUGUAAAUGUUAAGAAGAAAAUGGAGAGACUUAUUAAAGUUUAAACAAAAUGUUCCUCAAUUUCCCAGCUGAAUUGUAAAAGUACCAAAUAAAAUCUAAAUUCUUUAUAUAAAAUA